This is a messenger RNA of Juglans microcarpa x Juglans regia, 4970 nucleotides long. RefSeq names its product ankyrin repeat and protein kinase domain-containing protein 1-like. The record is from RefSeq and is a predicted model, not a curated record. Gene Ontology annotation, molecular function: protein binding. Bases 2653 to 4689 code for a protein of 678 amino acids. The transcript has 2 exons. Lineage: Eukaryota; Viridiplantae; Streptophyta; Magnoliopsida; Fagales; Juglandaceae.
UCUUCUGCGGUUCCUUUUUAGUAGUGAUUGCUAAAAUGAUCAAAUGGGACUAGGAUAGAGCAAAAAUGAUUUAGCAAAAAUGAUUUUGGUUUUAGAUUUACCAAGUUUAAUUAUGCAGAAACAUUUGUUUUAGAUUUAUCGAGUUGAAUGAUGCAGAAAACAUCUGAUAUGCUUUCUCUUGCACUGGGGCAGAAGCCUCCCAUGGUAUCAUCUUUUGCCUAGGGUUUCUGGGUUGUACACCGCUUGAUCAAGUGUUUGAAAGAAUGAUAAUAAUCGUCUGGAUAUGCAAUAUAGGUGGAGGUGCCACGAAUUAUGGGUGAAACUUGGACCUCCGACAUUAUAUUUCAGUUCGACAUCAUUAUGGAUGCUUUAAUGCGCUGAUUGUGGUGCUGGACCCAUCUGAUUUGCAAGGCAAGAAUGUAAUAUACCGCCAAUCAUCCGUGUUGUGGGCGUUUCUUUGGAAGAUUAACAUAGAUUUUCUAUAGGGUCGAUUGGAUGUUGGGUCCCCUGACAUCCUAUCUGAUUGCAAGGUAAGGAUGCAACAGCGUAAGGUGCUUUCCAUGGAGUUUGCUCCACGGCAGUGUUUCUCCUCAUUGGAUUAAACAAGUAAGAUAUAAGGUUUAUAAAGUUGGGACCGAAUUUUGGUACCGCCAUCAAACUUCUUAGGUGGAAUCCACACCCUCUUGUUUUCCCUCGUCCUCAACUUUACAAUGGCGGGGGAAUCAGAGUUUAUCCUCACUGAAAUGUGCAUCUGUUUUCCCUUUCCCUGGCAUCAAUGACAGGUGGUCCACACCCCUCAUGAAAGGGUUCUUGAAUUCCUAUCAAGUGACCUUGACAAGCCUGCCUUUUUCUUUUUUACAUGCACUAGAACAGAUGGACAGAAUAUCUACCACGAUGCAUAGUGAUCAUUAUCAUUGUAAUAUAAAACGGUGGUCCGGGUUAAUCAGGACUUUAUUCUGGACAUCAGUGCCAAUAAUAAUAAUAUAUAUAAAAAUAAAUCGGUGGUCCGAUUUCUUGGUGUUCCAUAGACCAGCAUGAUCUAUCAUACUGAAGCACGAUUUACCAUAGGACCCUUUAGCUCACUAUAAUGGUGUUAGUAGUCACCUGUGUCCAACAAUGGAGAUUGGUCAUGCUUUUCUUUGCAUGCACCAUGAGAAGUGAGGCUUCAUGAAUCCCAUUGAAGUGGGAAAGAGACUCACUGAGUCACUCUAGCGGAAGAAGCAGAAGAAAAGUAGGGAACAAGCUUCUGCAUUAUUGUUGUUAAAGCAGGUUUACCUACCACUUUAUUAUACCUUUGAUGCAGUACUGCAAAAGAGUAAAGCUGCCUGCCUCUCACAUGCCCUUCUUUUGUUUUUAGAACUGCGCAGUUUUCGGCUUUUACAGACUCCACAUUAACAUCAAAAACUUUGUGUAGACAUGUUUCUAAUGCAAGUAUUUAUGUGUUCAAUGCAUUGAAAAUUUUGUUGGCCAGUAUAUUGGAGGGUCGCACAAGCCACCAAGCAUCACAGCUACAGCCGAGGACUCCAAACGAUCGUUGAAUCCUAGACUUUGGCUGAUUAGAAAGAGCAUUAGGGUAUAGCAUAAAUCUGAGAAUAAUAAUUAAAUGAAGAGAAACGAAUGGCUUGGUACUUGAACAGGACAAGCACAAGCAUGUGGAACUUGUAAUUAAACCUUCACUUUUUACCACGCAUGUCUAUCAUUACCGCAACCAAUAAGUGAAAAUAACCCAUUUCUCUCUCUCUCGCUCUCUCUCUCCAAAAAUAAUCUUUGUUUAGUUACUAUCAUUACUUUUCUGGUGUAAGUUUCUUUCUUACAGAGACCAGAUAAGAUCAUCAUUAUCUGUAUUACUCUGAUGCCAUUUAAGUUCAAAGAUCAGGGAUCUCACCUUGUAAUAAUAUAUGGUUUCUGUUUUUCAAAUGUAAUUGAAGUAUUCUCUUUCAAUAAAGAGUCCAAAAAUAUGUUUCAACAGAUUUUUAAUUCUGCCUUGCCAUCUCUUCUGAAACGAAUCCGAUUUUGACCUUGUAAUUGUGUUUUUCUCCAAAUUUUCCUUAUAGGGCCGGUUUCUUUUUCUGUGGUUGCUUUGUGCUAGUAAUGAUGACUGUUUCCUUUGUCAAAUCAUCUAGUUGAUAAUAUUAAUUCCCACUACAUAUCUUGGCAUCAACCUUGCUUAGAACUCUUUAUUUUCGCAUACUGUGCUUCUGUUAUCCUUCAUUUCCUUUGCCAGAGUCCUAAUUGGUUUUUGUUGCAGGUAGUUCAACUGCUUUCACUAAUACUAAAAGGGUCCUCUUCUGUUAUCUCUUUGUAUAAGCUUUAAUGGAGUUCUUUAUUUCUCAACGUGGCUCUCUUGGAUUUCUUGAGUUUUAACUCAUUCAUUUUCGUUGUUAUUCGCUACAUUUUCCCGGUCCAGUUACUUUGCAUAGAACUCAGGAGGAUCUUCUCAUAUUGCUCUCUGAGUAAUUUCAUCUUUUCCUUCUACCUAGUUAUGCUCUGCUCAAUUGACUCUGUUGGCAACCUCUAAACUUGCAUUACGCUUAGUGAAUACCAUACCGUCCUGUUGAAUUGAUUUGCACUCUUUCUCAAAAGGGUUUUGAUUAAACUCACAUAUAAGUUGUUGACCUUUAUUAUCACAUUCCACCACUCUAUAUUUUCUCAAUGCCUCCAACAUACUUUCCUCUUCGGUGGGAGAGCACCGGUGACCAAUGGUGGUAUGCUUCUCCCAUUGAUUGGGCAGCUGCUAAUGGCCACUAUGACUUGGUCAGGGAGCUUCUUCGCAUUGAUAGCAAUCACCUUAUCAAACUUGCCUCUUUACGACGUAUUCGGAGGAUUGAAACUGUCUGGGAUGAUGAACAACAGUUUGAUGAUGUUGCCAAGUGUCGUUCUCAGGUUGCAAGAAAGCUUUUUGUCGAGUGUGAAUCCAAGAGAGGGAAAAACUCACUCAUCCGAGCUGGCUAUGGUGGAUGGUUGAUGUACACUGCUGCCUCAGCAGGAGAUUUGGGUUUUGUUCAAGAACUUCUUGAAAGGAAUCCUCUACUUGUUUUUGGUGAAGGAGAAUAUGGUGUUACUGAUAUAUUAUAUGCAGCAGCCAGGAGUAAGAUUUCUCAGGUUUUCAGGCUUCUUUUCGAUUUUGCAGUCUCCCCAAGGUUCUUGACAGGAAAAGGUGGAGAACUGAUGGAGCACAUUGGGGAGAUCCCUUCUGAUUACAAGUGGGAGAUGACGAACAGAGCUGUUCAUGCUGCUGCUAGAGGAGGAAAUCUGAAGAUUUUGAGGGAUCUUCUUGCUGAUUGCUCUGGUAUUUUGGCUUACAGAGAUAUUCAGGGCUCAUCUAUCCUACAUGCAGCGGCUGGCAAAGGGCAGGUUGAGGUAGUUAAGUAUCUGAUAUCAACCUUUGAUAUUUUCAACUCCACUGACAAUCAGGGCAAUACAGCAUUGCAUGUGGCUGCUUACAAGGGCCAAUUAGCCUCAGUUGAAGCUCUAAUUUCAGCAUCUCCUUCAUCCAUCUCUCUGAAAAACAGCUCUGGAGAAACUUUUCUCCACAAGGCUGUGUCCGGUUUCCAGACACCUGCUUUUCGAAGACUGGACCGACAAAUUGAGCUUAUGAAGAAUUUGGUAUGUGGGAAGCUUUUCACCAUAGAGGAUGUCAUCAAUGUCCAAAAUAAUGACGGAAGGACUGCUCUUCACUUGGCCAUCAUUGGGAACGUUCACUCAGACCUUGUGAAACUUCUGAUGACUGCUAGAUCAAUCAAUGUGAAUGUCUGUGAUGCAGAUGGGCUGACCCCACUUGAUUACCUCAGGCAACGGCCACGUUCUGCUUCAUCAGAUAUACUCAUUAGACAGCUAAUUUCAGCUGGGGCAACAUUUUGUAGUCAGGAUUAUACUGCAAGAAGAGCCAUUGCUUCCCGCAUAAAGAUGCAAGGAAUUGGUGGCAGUCCUGGAACUUCGUUCCGAAUCUCUGAUACAGAAAUAUUCUUGUAUACAGGCAUUGAGAAUGCAUUAGAUGAAACUGCUGAUGAGGAUAAUGCAGUAAUGAGUAUAUCACCAAUGGAACCAAGUCCAGAUGACUCGUUCAAUCAGAAAAAUAGGUCACCAAUUAACAAGAGACCAAGUUCUGCGAAUACCACAGCACAGCGAUUGAAAUCUGUGUUUCUGUGGCCCCGGGUGAAAGAGAAGAAACCCGACAGAUUCAAGAAACCGGAUGAUGAGAGUUUAGUGGAACAACAGAAGAAAUACAACAGUUUAGAUGGUAGUCUAACUCCACUCCGUCUGAGAUUCUCGAGGCCUUCAUCACCUCCUAACAACAAACGGACACUUUCUGUGAGGAGUAAUCAUUCGAGUCCAACUGCCAAGAAAAGAAUUGCUCCAGGGCCACUGCAAAGUGUCAUGCAGGCCAUGCCACAUAUUUCUGUGCCACGCCGGUCUCGUUCCAGUUCAUUUUCAAAAUCAUCACUUUCUUCACCUAUUUCAUUAGAUAAACAGAAAGGAGUUUUUAUUGAAGAAGAUGUGGCAGGACCAUCAUGCUCAAAUGAACUAUGUAAUGAUGGAGCACCAGGUUUGAUUAAACCAGAUCCAAUUAAUAAGAGAUCUAGGAGCCAGUAUUUCUGUUUCUAUACAUCAGGCCAAUCUGUGAAAGCCCCAGUAAGCAGGCAGCAGCAAGGACAGAGUUACAAGUGCCCCGUUGUUUCAGUUGCUUGAUUAAUGAUAGAGGCCUCAGAGGCAGAAAGGAAUCAACUGCCUGAAACCACGCCAACAGAAAAUGCACUAACCAAGAACCAAGACUCAGAUCAGUCCUCUGGCCGGUUCCUGAAGUUUAGACCUUUAUAGCAUGUUUCCUAAAUUUGUUUCUUUGUAAACGUUUGCUAGUUGAAUAUUUGUAAGUUAUGUACUUGUUCUUCAAUACCGGCUGCUUCAUUAUGUUUCAAUCAGUAUUGAGAGCUGAUUAUGCGGGAUAAGAAAUAUAGAAUACUUUUGUAUUA